Messenger RNA from Arabidopsis arenosa, 1591 nucleotides. Lineage: Eukaryota; Viridiplantae; Streptophyta; Magnoliopsida; Brassicales; Brassicaceae. The record is from the annotation of a GenBank genome assembly.
GAAAGCUAAAAACAUUUCAUGUAAUUCACAUUAUUCAUUUUAUUGGCUAAUGUCGAAGCUAAUCUUCUUAAUUCUCGCCAUUCUUUUCUCUCUUCAAUUCGUUUUCUACCCUUUAAAUUUCAUCUCUUCUUCUUCUCAACCUCGAUCUCUGAUCAAAUUCUCUGUUUCACCCGUCGGAUCCGGAUUCGGGUCGGUUCAUGAACCGGAACAAACCGAACUCAAGCACGUCGUUUUCGGAAUCGCCGCCUCUGCGAAAUUCUGGAAACACCGAAGAGACUACGUGAAGCUCUGGUGGAAACGGAACGGUGAAAUGAACGGCGUCGUUUGGUUGGACCAACACAUUGACCAAAACGACAACGUUUCGAACACAUUACCUCCGCUCAGAAUCUCCUCCGACACGUCGAGGUUUAAGUAUCGAUACCCGAAGGGUCUCCGAUCGGCGAUAAGAAUCACGAGAAUCGUCUCGGAGACAGUGAGGCUCUUGAACGGAACAGAGCCUGAGAAAAACGUGAGGUGGAUUGUGAUGGGAGACGACGACACUGUGUUUUUCCCGGAGAAUCUUGUUAAGGUUUUGAGAAAGUACGAUCAUAAUCAGUUUUAUUACAUCGGAAGCUCGUCGGAGAGUCAUAUUCAGAAUCUGAAGUUCUCUUACGGAAUGGCUUAUGGAGGAGGAGGGUUCGCGAUUAGCUAUCCGUUGGCUAAAGCAUUGGAGAAGAUGCAAGAUCGUUGUAUUCAGAGAUAUGCGGAAUUGUACGGCUCCGAUGAUCGGAUUCAUGCUUGUAUGUCAGAACUCGGUGUUCCUUUGACUAAAGAAGUUGGCUUCCAUCAGAUUGAUUUAUAUGGGAAACUUCUAGGCCUGCUAUCGGCCCAUCCUUUGGCUCCGCUAGUCUCGAUCCACCAUUUAGACUUAGUGGAUCCAGUAUUCCCAAACAUGGGCCGAGUCAACGCCAUGAGACGUUUCAUGGUCUCCGCAAAACUGGACUCAGCGAGCCUCGCGCAGCAGUCAAUCUGCUACGACGUGGACCACCGAUGGACCGUGUCUGUCUCGUGGGGUUACACAGUCCAGAUCAUACGUGGCGUGUUGUCAGCUAAAGAGAUGGUGAUCCCCACGCGCACGUUCAUCGACUGGUACAAACAAGCUGACGAGAGAAGCUACGCUUUUAACACGCGUCCUAUCGCCAAGAGCGCGUGUCAGCGUCCGCGAGUGUAUUACCUAUCCAACGCGCUUCCGGAUUUGGCUUUGCAUAGAACUGCUAGUGAGUACGUGAGGUAUGACAUGUGGGAGCCUGAAUGUGACUGGGAUAUGUCGGAUCCUUCGGAAAUUGAACGGGUCAUUGUUCAUAAGAAACCCGACCCGGAUAGAUGGAAUAAACAUAGGGCUCCGAGAAGAGAUUGUUGUAGAGUAUUGCCUACGAAGAAGAAUGGGACGAUGGUAAUCGAUGUAGGAGCUUGUAAAGAUGAUGAAUUUGUUGAAUUCCCUGUCAAAUAGAAUUUAUUAUCCUUUUUUAGAUUUUUCUUGUUACCAAUCUACUUAGAGUUUGUUUCACUUCACACAAGUUAGUUAUAGAGAACUGAUAAUUUUUUUGAAAUU